Molecule: messenger RNA, 1928 nt
Organism: Caenorhabditis angaria
Lineage: Eukaryota; Metazoa; Nematoda; Chromadorea; Rhabditida; Rhabditidae
Source: the annotation of a GenBank genome assembly
AUGAGAUCAACAAAUGCUCCGAGAGAAAUACACGUGGCAUUGGUUGGAAUGAGUGGAUCUGGAAAAUCAGGUAAUUUGAGACAAAUAUUUGAAUUUGGGCCAAAAACAAAUGUUUCAGCCGUCGCUGUGAAAUACAUCACCAAACGAUUUAUUGGGGAAUAUGAUUCGACUCUUGGUGAGUUUUUUUUCAUUUUGGAAAUUUUGAGAUGAUAAUUUGGAAUUUUCAUGAUUUUUUGACUGAAAAUAUGAAUUUUUAAUUGAUUUCUCACCCAAAAAUAUUUCAGAAGACACAUAUUGCCGGCAGGAAACAGUUGGUGGACAAUGUAUGAUGGUUUGGUUGAUGGAUACUGUCGAAAAUGCGGCAAGAGAUGAAAUGAGAUGGAUCGCAUGGGCUGAUGUUUAUGUCGUGGUUUAUGAUGUUACGAGUCAAUUGAGCUUUCAGUGAGUGAUUUUUGGAGGGAAAUUUGGGAUGUUUUAAGUGGAAAAUCGUGUGAAAUGAGGGAUUUUGAGGAGAGAGUUCAGAUUUAGAAAUAGUUUUUUCACUGGAACUGUUUCAAAAAAUUUCAUAUCAAUUUCAUGUCUCAAAAACUCAUACUAACUUUCUGUAAUUUUUGUAUCAAAAAGCUUCCUGCUUUCCUAUGCAAAAAAAAUAUUUUUUUUAUCAGAAAAGUUCACUGUUUCAAAAUUUUUAUAAAUAAAAUUCGAUCAAUCAUUUUCUGAUUUCUACCUCAGAUUCAUUCCAAAAGUCCGAAAAAGUCAUGGAAUGAUUUCGAAUUUUUAUAUCGAAAAAGUUCACUGUUUCGAAAAAUUUUUAAAUCUGAAAAUAAAAAAAACUUUUCUAAUACGUCCAUUACACACACAACGAACAUUUCCAAAACAAAUUCAUACCAUUUCUCAAAAACUUUAAAAGGCUUAUAGUUUUCUUUCGUUCGAGAAGACCUUCGGCAUAUCUGCGAAAUUUUUUGUUGUCCAAUGGAGAAAUUGGGCUUACUUUUAGAUUUUUUAAAAAUUCAGUUUUUUCGAAAAAUCCGAAUUUCUUGAUUAAAAAUUAGUAGGCUAGAAAAACUAGAAAAAUACGUUUCAAAAUGAAGAAAAAAAUAUAUAAUUAUGGUUUUUGUUUUGAUUUAUAUUUCUUAACUCAAGUUGAAUGAAGAAAACCUAUUUCUGACCAGUCUGAAAUGAAUUUUAAAAAAUCUAUAAAUAAUCCCAGUGUUACCAAAAGUAUUUCGCAGGUAUGCCGAAGGUCUUCUCGAAAGAAUCGCUCGUCACGAACACGUUUUAUGCCCACGAGAACACCGAACAAUUCUAUUGGGAAAUAAAAUGGAUCUAGAUCGAUAUCGACAGGUUUCGGAACAAGAAGGCGAAAGAGUUGCUGCACAACACAAGGCAUAUUUUGCUGAAUGUUCAGCUGCCACGGAUUUUAGACAAUUUACACAAACACUGCAUUCUACCUUUCAGGUUUGUGAGGGAAAACUGGGGGUAAAUGAACUUAUCGAUUUUUAAAACCUAAAACUUAUGAUGUUUUUUAUCUCUGAAAAUUUCAUUGCUUAAAAAAAAGAAAAGUUGAUAAUUCAAUUUUCUUAUCUGGAAUUUUUUAUCCAAAGAACUUAGAAUUCAAUUAAUUUCCAAUUUCAUCCACUUUUUUUCAGAACAUAAUUUCUGGAGCAAGAAGUCCAUCUCCACGACAAUGCUCAUCAGAUUCCGAAAUUAUCACACCAAGUCAGUUUUUUCUUGAAAUUUCAAAUUUUCGACCUUCAUUUUUUCCAGGAAAAGGUGCGUUCUCCUCACUUCGCUCAUCUUCUCGCUCAUCCCAAGUUCGAUCAAAAACCUCAACCACAAAAUCGCCACAAGUUCAACCGCUACACAAAACUCCGUCAUUGAGCAAAUUGAAAACCGGAUCGAAAUUGUUGAAACUUUUUCACACAUAA